UUGUAUGCAAUAGACUACAGUAGAACCGAAUCUAGCGUGUCUGUAUGCAUCAAGUACUUAACAAUAAAUCGAUAAGUUGACCUUGUUCAUAUUGUGUUAUUAUGUAGGUGGCGUACCUGCUAACAACGCAGAUCUGGAACUCUCGUAACGUAUUAGCAAAUUUCUGAUUGCGAGAACAUUUUUAACUUCAGUAAAACAGUACAGUGUUGAAGCUCUGAAAAGCUCUCGUUUGAAAUUCAAGUUUACCGAUCAAGUUUCGCCAUGGUUUUAAAAAAAAUUAAAUCUAGGGGCUGGGAAAUUAAAAUUCAAUCAAUGCUGCUCCAGAAAUUGAUUGAUGAAGAAAAUGAAAAUAAAAAGUGUCACAAAAGGAAGAUCAUAUCAGGAAUUGUUCUUUGUGUAUUUCUGUGUUUUCUCAUAACAGGGGCUAUUAUUUAUGUAGUUAUAAAAGAAUCAUGGCAGGUAACUGAUCCUGCGACUAAAGAAGUUUAUUUGAAUAUCUCCAAUGUGGAAGAUGACAAAGCUGUGGUAUCAUGCUACUACACUAUGCCCAGCUCCAUAAGUUCCACUGAAUUAUUGCCCUCUGACAUUCAUUCACAUCUCUGUACUCAUAUAAAUGUAGCAUUUGCUCGGAUAAUAAAUAAGGAAAUUUACUUGGAUAAUGCUCAGCGCAGAAUUAUGUCUGAAGUUGUGAAUUUGAAAAAGAAAAAUCCAAACCUAAAAGUCCUGUUGUCAAUUGGUGGUGCAGGAGCUCAAGAUGGCUUCUCCGAUAUGGUUGUCAAUCAUACAUCAAGGAAAAUAUUUAUCAAAUCUGUGAAACAUACUCUCCAAAAUUACACCCUAGAUGGUAUUGAUCUGGAUUGGGAGUUCCCUGCUGUUAAGGACUCUCAGAAUAAAUUGAAUAAGAGAGAAAAACAACAUUUUUCUCAACUUCUGAGAGAAAUCAGAGCAGAGUAUGUGAGAGAAAGGAAAGACUACCUGUUGACGGUGGCAGUGGCCGCUCAACAGAUUAUUGUGGAAGCUGCUUAUGAUGUGGAUCAAAUUAACAUGUAUGUUGAUUAUGCUAACAUUAUGACAUACGACUUCCACUACUACACUCAGUUCACACCCUUCACCGGGUUCAAUGCUCCAUUAUUUGCACGAGCAAAUGAACAACUGUACAUGGCCACUCUGAAUAUUAACUACACUGUUGAAAUGUAUAAAAACAAAGGACUGGACGUUAGCAAGAUCGUGGUCGGGAUACCGACAUAUGGACAUUCCUUUACUCUUGUUAAUGAAAAUAACACUAAUGUAGCAAGCCCCUCAUCUGGCUUUGGAGAGCUGGGAAGUUUAGGAUUCGUAAACUUUCCAGAUAUCUGCACAUUCAUAAAUACUCAUGAGAAUGAUAAUCUCGUAAUGAAGAGGGAUCCAAAUGCGAAAGUUCCAUAUUUCUCUAGGAAUUCCGAGUGGGUGUCUUACGACGACACCGACAGUGUUAUUGAAAAAGCAAAAUUCAUUAGAAAGCAAAAAUUAAGAGGUGCUAUGAUAUAUUCGUUAAAUGCCGACGAUUACAGGGGUGUCUGCCACGAGUUAUACGGACAGGAGAAGUUCCCUCUCUCCGAAUCCGUCAGGGAGACCCUCAAAGAUUAGUGACAGCGGCGAUGGAUGAUUCCCUUUGAGUUACCUUCUUUUUCCUGGACACAUAAGUGAUUUUGUACAUGGUACAGGAUCUCAUGGUACGAGAGGUCGGGCUGGAGUGGCUAGCGGCGGUCGACUGGUGGCCGGCGUCAUGUCGAUGACGGUGGCGGGCGCCCACGCGGGCGGCGCGCCUCUACUGCUGGCGCUGCUCAGCCGGACAGAACCGCACGCACUACAUACAUACCGCACUUUUACCAUUAGAAAAACACUUGAACCGUUCCACCAGCCCGAGUGGGGGUUUCCACUCCACCGGCUGCACUACCGUGAAUCGAAGGCGGCUCAUCGACGCUGUUUUAAUUGAACGAGUGUCUAAUUAUGAAAGCUUCUUCUUCGUAAUGACAGUUAUUCUAAUUCCUACGAUCUCUAACAGUAGUACUAGAGUAGAUUAUUCGGAUGUUAACGUUUGUAAUUAUUAUUGUUGUUUAUUUAUAUCGCGUGUAGUCAUUUUAGUGGCUGUGAAGUCAUAAUUUAAUGUUUAUUUGUGUAUAGAUUAGGUACUUAUAAAAGUACUAUAUGUGGAAUCUUAAUAUACUUUCAAACUUUUAAUAGAUAUAAUGACAUUAAUAAAAUUAUUUAUUGUCCUUUAAACUUCCGCUAUGUAAUGUGAACAUAUCGCAGACAUCCCAGUUCUUUACUAGAAUAGCAUCGUUGAUGUAGAAUUUAAAUUAUUGUAGAAUGUAAAAUAAUAUAUCGAACAUAAUAAAUGAUAACAUAUGAA
Molecule: messenger RNA, 2392 nt
Organism: Danaus plexippus (monarch butterfly)
Lineage: Eukaryota; Metazoa; Arthropoda; Insecta; Lepidoptera; Nymphalidae
Gene: Cht11
Product: chitinase-3-like protein 1
Exons: 1
Coding region: 262-1626 (454 amino acids)
Biological process (GO): chitin catabolic process; carbohydrate metabolic process
Cellular component (GO): extracellular region
Molecular function (GO): chitinase activity; chitin binding
Source: RefSeq, a predicted model, not a curated record